CAUGUAUGUGUGUACUGGAUCUUAGCCCCUCACUCCGAUCCGUUUGUUUGAUGGCGGGGCAGCGUUGCGACCCAGCCCAUGACAAGACAGCUUUUCCAAAAAAGAAAAGAAUAAAAAUAAAAAUAAAUAAAAGUCCCCCGCCAACCUUGUCACAUACAUUCUCAUAGCAUCACUGCCUGCAGUCCUGUAGGCAAACCCCCAGCCAGUCAAACUGUCACUCCCUCGUUUGUUCCGACCAGCUUUUCGAAGCAUUGCAUCGCUUAGAACGUCCGCAAUGGCUGCCAUUUCGUCUCAGAGCUACACUCCUGCUGAGGAGACGGAGAUCCAGCAGUGGUCCACCACCGCUGACCGUCUCAAGUCCUCGCCGUCUGACUCCUCCAUCCUCGAGUCCCUGAACACCCACCUCUCCACGCGCACCACCCUCCUCGGCACCAAGCCGUCCAAGGCCGACGUUUCCAUCUACGACGCUCUUGCUCCCGUCGUUGCCGGCUGGACUCCCGAGCAGCGCACCGGCGAGCACGGCCACCCCCACAUCGUCCGUCACCUCGACUUCGUCCAGAACUCAAACGUCUUCGAGAAGGACAUCAAGGACGGCGAGAAACUCACUGUCGACCCCGAGCAUGUUCUCUACGUCAAGCCCCCAGUCGAUGCCAAGGCCGAGAAGAAGAAGCUGAAGGAGAAGGAGGCCGCCGCCGCCGCCGCCGCAAAGGCUGCCCCCGCUGGUGCUGAGGGUGCUACCCUUGUUGACCGCACCAAGGCCGCUGCUGAGGCCGUCAAGGACACCGUCGUUCAGGCCGCAAACUCUGCUGCGGCCGCUGUUGGUGUCGGCGCUGAGCAGCAACAGCAGCAGAAGCCCAAGAAGGAGAAGAAGGAGAAGCAGCCCAAGCCCCAAAAGGCCCCCGCCGCCGCCGCCGCACCCACACCCGCUCUCAUUGAUCUCCGAGUCGGACAUAUCCUCAAGGCCAUCAAGCACCCUGAAGCCGACAGCUUGUACGUCUCCACCAUCGCCAUGGGUGAUAAGGAAGCUACCGAGGACUACGUAGAGUACGAAGGUCAGAUUUGCCGAACUGUCUGCUCCGGCCUCAACGGCCUGGUGCCCCUUGAGGAGAUGCAAGGUCGCAAGGUCGUCGUUGUCGCCAACUUGAAGCCUGUCAAGAUGCGUGGUAUCAAGUCAUGUGCCAUGGUUCUUGCAGCAUCGCCCAAGUUGAAGGAGGGCGAGGUCGAUGACCACAAGGGACCCGUCGAACUUGCUAGCCCGCCCGAGGGCGCAGUCGCUGGUGAGCGCGUCUACUUCGAGGGUUGGGAAGGCGAACCUGAGGGCGUACUGAACCCGAAGAAGAAGGUUUGGGAGACAUUCCAGCCCGGGUUCACAACUACAGACGGCUUGGAGGUUGCAUUCGAUGCUGGCGAGGUCAAGGAGACUGGAAAGACAGGAUUUGGCAAGCUGGUCACAAAGAGUGGCGGCGUGUGUACGGUCAAGAGUUUGAAGGGUGCUACUGUGCGAUAAACAAUAAAUGUCCUGCCGUGUUAAACCGAGCUGCGAGAAGGGCAGGAUCAAUAUCAAUACCUUGUUGUUGGCUGAGAUCCAGGCGACCAACUCAAUUCAUAGAAAUGCCCUCCUGAUCUACUUUAUUACUCUGGGAUACUGCUAUAACAUAUCUGUCUGGCCUGGCAUGUAAUCUGUGCGACUUUUUCCUUCGUCACUAUACUUAUGGCUGGUCAUCAGUGGAACAAGCAGUGUAUCAACUCUAAUUUAUUUGAACUCAACUAAAGG
Messenger RNA from Truncatella angustata, 1774 nucleotides. RefSeq lists its product as uncharacterized. NCBI's taxonomy places the organism in Eukaryota, Fungi, Ascomycota, Sordariomycetes, Amphisphaeriales, Sporocadaceae. The record is from RefSeq and is a predicted model, not a curated record. Gene Ontology annotation, cellular component: methionyl glutamyl tRNA synthetase complex. The transcript is spliced from 2 exons. The coding region runs from base 275 to 1507 and encodes 410 amino acids. Gene Ontology annotation, molecular function: tRNA binding.